Protomyces lactucae-debilis is the source of this 3069-nucleotide messenger RNA. RefSeq names its product Oxysterol-binding protein-domain-containing protein. Gene Ontology annotation, cellular component: nuclear envelope; intracellular membrane-bounded organelle; cytosol. The transcript is spliced from 2 exons. The coding region runs from base 19 to 3069 and encodes 1016 amino acids. Gene Ontology annotation, biological process: endocytosis; maintenance of cell polarity; piecemeal microautophagy of the nucleus. The record is from RefSeq and is a predicted model, not a curated record. Lineage: Eukaryota; Fungi; Ascomycota; Taphrinomycetes; Taphrinales; Protomycetaceae. Gene Ontology annotation, molecular function: sterol binding; protein binding.
GCAUCCACAGACACAGACAUGAGCCUGUCGCGCAAGCUCAGUCAUGCCAGGACGCCCUCGCUGGCAGAAGUGUCGACCAAGACGCAAGUGUAUAGCGAGACUGUCGGAGUCAACGAGAGCAUCAAGUCGUAUCGCUUUCUAGAGGCCCUGCGUGUAGGCGACUUGCAAGAGAUCGACAAGCACUUUGACGAAAGCGCCAUUCCUCCUACAAUUUUGGCUGUCCAGUGCGCCGAUGCAAAGACGUUUAGCUAUGUCCUGAACAAGGAUGAGGAUGUCAACGCCCGCGAUGCGCAUGGCAACACAGCCCUGCAUCAUGCAGUACAGCUGGGCAGAUCGGAGAUUGUUGACAUUCUGAUGGAUCACCCUGAAAUCAACGACACGGUCCAAAACGAUGAGCGCAAGCAAGCCUUUGAACUAGCAGGCAACGCCGAGCUCGCCCACAAGAUGCAGGCCAAGCGCGGAGACUACAUCGAAAAGAUCAAUCAGCAUUUCGCCCAGGCCCUCAAAACCAAAGAUGCUUCUUUAACUGAUUUGCUGGACAACCCUCGCGCGGCCUCGCUCCUCGACCUCAAUAAGCAAGAUGCAGAUGGCAACACUGCCAUCCACCAUGCGGCUCACAAUCGUGAUGCGUCGCUCGUCUCCUUACUACUCAAUCAUGGAGCGGAUCCAUUCCCACGCAAUAGGAAGGGUAAGCUGCCAACUGAUCUUUGCAAGGACGACCGCAUCAAGGCGCUAUUCAAGAAUGUGCCGCAGAAGACAAUGCUGAAUGCUUCUCCAAGUGACCCCAUCCGGUAUGCCGGUCACCUCAAAAAGUGGACCAACUACAAGUCGGGAUACAAGGCCCGUUGGUUUGUGCUUGAAAGUGGCGUCUUAUCAUACUAUCGAAGCAAGGAUGAAUCUGAGACGGCAUGUCGCGGAAGCAUCAACAUGAAGGCUGCACGCAUCAACUAUGCUCAAGGCGACAAGACCAAAUUUGAGGUGCUUGGCCCGGAUAAGAAUGGAUUUCACGUAAAGGCUGCGCAUCCUACAGAAGCCAAAAACUGGAUCUGGAAUUUGAAUCAAGCCAAGAUGCAAGCUCGAGACAAGGGCAAGCAGCCAUCAACGUCAAAAGACUUGACUGGGGCACCUAUUGCCAUUUCCGCAGCUCCCUCUGUCUUGGACAUGCCCAACUCGUAUGCCCCGAGCAUCGGAUCCGUUGAUGAACACUUUUCAGACAAUGAGUCCGAGGUCGACUCAGUGCUUGAUAUUGGCGACGAGCCUCAUAAGGACUUUGGGCUGACGGCUAAUGCGGCCAAGGUACAGCUGGAGCUCAUGGACCAGAUUUGUGCGCAGAUGCCGGACGCAAGUGAAACAACAAGCGCAUUCCGUUCAUCUGCGGCGUCGUUGCGCGAAAUACUUACACAGCUCGUCAAAAUGAGUGGUGAGCGCGAAAAGUACUGGCGUGCUUCCAUCAGUCAUGAACGCGAGGUACGGCGUUUGUGGGAAGAGACUAUGCAAACACUUGCAACGGAUCAAGAAGACAUGGAACGCAAAGUAUACGAAGCCAAAGUCAAGCAGAAGAACACGCGCAAAGCCUUGAAGGAAGUCAAGUCGGAGCUUGACCGUGUCAAGGCAGACACGCCUGCUGGAUCGCCCAUCACGGAUGCGCCUGACCCUAUCGCAGCCGAUGUUGCACCUUAUCUCGACAGCGAAGACUCGUCAGAUGAUGAAUUCUAUGAUGCUGUUGCCAGUGGCUCGACAGCUGCGUUGGGUGCAUCUGGUAUUUCUCGAGCUGCUACUAUGCAAAGUCCUGAACCGAUUGCAGAGCGGGAUGAAGUCGCUCAGCAAAAGCCAGCAGCACAGACUGCACCUGCCCAAUCCGAGUCCGAGUCACGCAUUACAAAGUCAUUCAAGGGCUACGAGAAUGGUAUCCGUACCACCAUGGGUCGCCAAGACGACCGGCCAUCCGUCUCCUUGUGGGGUAUCCUCAAGUCCAUGAUUGGUAAAGACAUGACCAAGAUGACUCUGCCAGUCAGUUUCAACGAAGCUACCAGUCUGUUGCAGCGUGUCGCAGAGGAUAUGGAAUACACAGAUAUCCUCGACAAGGCAGCAAAGACAUCAGACCCAACUGAGCGAGCGCUCUACGUGGGCGCCUUUGCCGCUAGCGAGUACGCAAGUACAAUUGACAGAGUGGCCAAACCAUUCAAUCCCUUGCUUCACGAAACGUACGAGUACUGUCGUCCAGACAAGGGCUUCAGGUUUGUUGUCGAACAAGUCUCGCACCACCCACCGAUUGGUGCUGCGCAUGCAGAAUCCGACAAUUGGGUCUACUACGGUGAGUCGAGUGUCAAGUCAAGAUUCACUGGCAAGACUUUUGACAUCAACCCGCUGGGCACAUGGUAUUUGCACCUGAGGCUCCCUGAUGGCACCGAAGAAGUCUACAGCUGGCGCAAGGUCAAUACCCAGGUAGUUGGCAUUCUGCUUGGAAGCCCGACUGUUGAUAAUUACGGCCCUAUGGUCAUCACAAACCACACGACUGGCGAGCAAUGUAAGCUCGAAUUCAAAGCGCGUGGAUGGCGAGGCGCUGGUGCGUACAAGGUGGAUGGAGUAGUCUUGGAUCGCUCAGGUGAGGAGCAAUGGGUCGUUCAUGGCAAAUGGAACGAACAGCUUUAUGCACGUAAGGCAAAUGGCGGACCUGCAGACGGCAACAUGGUUGUUUGGCAGACGAAUCCUCGACCAAAGGGUGUGCCCUUCAACCUGACUCAGUUUGCCAUGACGCUCAAUGCUUUGGAUAACGGCCUCAAAUCGCACCUGCCGCCAACAGAUACCCGUCUGCGUCCCGAUCAAAGAGCAAUGGAGGAUGGACAAUACGACUUUGCUGCGACGGAAAAGAACCGUCUGGAGGAAAAACAACGAGCACGACGCAGAGAACGCGAAAAGUCUGGACUCGAGCACGGUGCACGUUGGUUCAAGCAAGCGAAGCAUCCAGUCACCGGCGAGGAAUAUUGGGAGUUCACAGGUGAUUAUUGGCAAGUACGUGAACAAGCUGCACAAGGACAAGUAAGCUGGGACGUGGAGGAUAUUUUUUAG